Molecule: messenger RNA, 2472 nt
Organism: Mesorhabditis belari
Lineage: Eukaryota; Metazoa; Nematoda; Chromadorea; Rhabditida; Rhabditidae
Source: the annotation of a GenBank genome assembly
AUGACUCGCGGAGAGUUCCGGGAACACGGAAAGAACACCAUUGAGUACAUCGCUGACUACAUGGAGAACAUUCACAAGCGACGGGUUGUCCCGCAGAUUGAGCCCGGCUAUCUGAAAGAUUUGAUUCCAAACGAGCCACCGGCAAAAGGAGAAGGAUACGAGCGACUUCUCGACGACUUCGAGAAGUUCAUUAUGCCUGGAGUUACCCAUUGGCAACAUCCUCGUUUCCAUGCCUAUUUCCCGGCAGGAAACUCGUGGCCAUCAAUUCUCGCUGACAUGCUUAGCGAUGCACUUGGAUGUGUUGGAUUCAGCUGGGCUGCAUGUCCAGCGAUGACCGAACUCGAGAUGAUUAUGUUGGAGUGGUUCGGGAAAAUGAUUGGUUUACCCAAAGAGUUUCUGCCGUUUACGGAGAAUGGAAUGGGUGGAGGAGUGAUACAGGCUUCAGCAUCCGAAUGCAAUUUCGUCUCAUUGCUGGCAGCUCGUUUCGAAGUGAUGAAAGAAUUGAGACAUCGUUUCCCGUUUGUUGAAGAGGGACUUUUGCUCUCGAAAUUGAUCGCCUACUGCUCGAAAGAGGCACACUCAUCCGUUGAAAAAGCUUGCAUGAUCGGUAUGGUGAAGUUGAGAAUUUUGGAGACUGAUAGCCGCUUUCGUUUACGUGGAGAGACAUUGAGAAACGCGAUACAGGAGGACCGUAACCUUGGCCUCAUCCCAUUCUUCGUGUCGACCACUUUAGGCACAACGAGUUGCUGCUCAUUCGAUGUGCUCUCCGAGAUUGGACCCGUUUGCCAGGAGAAUGAAUUGUGGCUCCAUGUAGACGCAGCUUAUGCCGGCUCGGCGAUGAUCUGUCCCGAGUUUCGGCCAUUGAUGAACGGAAUCGAGUACGCGAUGUCGUUCAACACAAAUCCCAACAAAUGGAUGCUCGUCAAUUUCGAUUGUUCCACAAUGUGGGUUCGCGAUCGCUUCAAACUCACCCAAGCGCUCGUCGUCGAUCCGCUCUACUUGCAGCACUCAUGGAUGGACAAAUCGAUCGACUACCGUCAUUGGGGAAUUCCUUUAUCGCGUCGUUUCCGCUCUCUUAAACUCUGGUUUGUGAUUCGAUCCUACGGUGUCGAGGGACUGCAGAAAUAUAUUAGAGAGCACGUUCGACUGGCGAAGAAAUUCGAAACAAUGCUGCGAGCGGAUCCGAUUUUCGAGAUCGUCGGCGAUGUCAUCAUGGGACUCGUUUGUUUCCGAAUUCGAGCAAGUGAAGAAGCGAAUCAACAAUUGUUGACAAAGUUGAACUCGUCUGGACGCAUUCAUAUGGUGCCAGCGUCACUAAACGACCGCUUUGUCAUUCGUUUCUGCGUUUGUGCCGAGAAUCCGACUGAUAAGGAUAUUCAGAUCGCUUACGAUAUCAUCAGUCAAGCUGCUCAGCAUAUCAUUCACGAAACCUCAACCGAACCUUUACUUGAAGAUCAAUACUUGGAGGCGCUUGAGGAGAAAGGAAUUGACACAACUUCUGUCCUAAAUCAUCACUCACCGACAAGAAGACGCAUGAGUAAUUUUGAAAUCUCUGAGGGUGGCCCACUCUCUCCGUAUUCGCCGACUUUCGAAAAGCAGCCAUCAAAAGAAGAGCUGAUGAGCAUGAGAAAUGGGAAAGAUUUGGCGACGAAGAGAUCUUUCCUCGUUCGAAUGGUUUCGGAUCCGAAGUGCUACAAUCCGAAAAUCGUGCGCCAUCUAAACAUGGCAAACUAUCGAAAGAUGAGCCAAGAUGUGGCCAGAGAUAGGACGAUUAUGAAAUCUAUGUCGAUGAACAAACGCCCAACGCGACUCUCCGGCAAUUCGGCUUGCUCGUCGACGUCACCAAAUGAUAAAGCCCCGGGACCUCAGGGUGAGCCGGGUGAGUCGGGUUUGGACGGAUAUCCCGGUCAACAUGGACACAAUGGAUCACCGGGUAGACAAGCGGCAAGAGGAUCGCUCCAUGCACAAUGUAUCCCUUGCCCGAUUGGAGCCGCUGGGCCGGCUGGACCGGCUGGAGACCCGGGUCCACAAGGGAUUGACGGAAAUCCUGGAUACGAUGGCGUGCCCGGAGUUGAUGGAGACUUUGGUUUCGAUGGAGAAAUGGGUGAAACAGGAGCCCGAGGCGAGCGCGGACAUCAUGGUCCGCCUGGUUCACCCGGCAAAAAAGCUAUGCAACAAGUCGCUCAAUCUGGCCCACAAGGACCACCUGGAAAACCUGGAGUCCCAGGGAAAGCAGGCCAACCAGGACCCAAUGGAGAACAAGGAUUGGAUGGCGUUCAGGGUUCAAUGGGGUAUGCUGGACUUGGAGGAAUCGCUGGCAAUGAUGGACAAUCCGGAGAGCCUGGACAAGACGGGGCACCAGGCUUUGACGGUGACUAUUGCCCUUGUCCGAUUCGUUCAUCGAAACUCUCUGGCGAUAGUGGACGCGAGAUUCGACGAAAAUUCCAACAGAUUCUUUUUAGUGAUCCUUAC